Molecule: messenger RNA, 338 nt
Organism: Monoraphidium neglectum
Lineage: Eukaryota; Viridiplantae; Chlorophyta; Chlorophyceae; Sphaeropleales; Selenastraceae
Exons: 1
Source: RefSeq, a predicted model, not a curated record
AUGGGGGAGAUGGCGGCAGCACACACCAGCGCCUCUGCGGCCAUGCAGCAGCAGCAGAGCGCCAGCACCAGCAGCGGCAGUGGCAGCGAUGGCAGUGCUGUGCCGGGCUCUUGGCAGCAGCUGCGCACCUAUGCGACCGGCGGGCGCGGCUUGGUACCCAGCCGCAAGCCGGCGGUGAAAAAGCCGGCGCGCCAUCAGUGGCACUACUGCGCAGUCGACUAUGACCCCAUGCUGCCCAAGCCCAGCCAGCCGUUGCCGCCUUAUGCGCCGCCACGGGCACACCUCAAGGACUACAAAGCUAUAUUCAACUCGCAGAUGCCGCGGCAUAACCGCAGGAG